This is a messenger RNA of Capra hircus (goat), 2647 nucleotides long. It is a transcript of the gene CAP1, whose product is annotated as adenylate cyclase associated protein 1. The transcript has 13 exons. Gene Ontology annotation, biological process: cell morphogenesis; regulation of adenylate cyclase activity; cytoskeleton organization. Gene Ontology annotation, cellular component: cytoplasm. NCBI's taxonomy places the organism in Eukaryota, Metazoa, Chordata, Mammalia, Artiodactyla, Bovidae. Bases 147 to 1565 code for a protein of 472 amino acids. The record is from RefSeq and is a predicted model, not a curated record. Gene Ontology annotation, molecular function: actin binding; adenylate cyclase binding.
CGGCCCUUCAUUUCCGGUGGGGGUGCCGCGCCCAGUGAGGGCCCGGAAGUGGGUCGCGCGAAGGUUGCUGGGCGGUUCUUGCCGGAAGUGGAGAGAGGCUGAUCGCAGUCCGGAGGUGAGACAGAAGUCUGAGCAGGUGGUACAUUAUGGCUGACAUGCGAAAUCUGGUAGAAAGAUUGGAGAGAGUGGUGGGCCGCCUGGAGGCAGUCUCCCAUGCCUCUGACACACAUUGUGGGUAUGGAGACAGUGCUGCAAAAGCAGGAACAACUCCAUAUGUGCAAGCGUUUGACUCACUGCUGGCCGGUCCUGUGGCAGAGUACCUCAAGAUCAGUAAAGAGAUUGGGGGAGAUGUGCAGAAACAUGCGGAGAUGGUCCACACAGGUCUGAAGUUAGAGCGAGCUCUCUUGGUUACAGCCUCUCAGUGCCAGCAGCCAGCAGGCAACAAGCUUUCUGACUUGUUGGCACCCAUCUCCGAGCAGAUCCAAGAAGUGGUGACCUUCCGGGAGAAGAACCGAGGCAGCAAGUUGUUCAAUCACCUGUCAGCUGUCAGCGAAAGUAUCCAGGCCCUGGGUUGGGUGGCUGUGGCCCCCAAGCCUGGUCCCUAUGUGAAGGAAAUGAAUGAUGCUGCCAUGUUUUAUACAAAUCGAGUCCUCAAGGAGUACAAAGAUGUGGAUAAAAAGCACGUGGACUGGGUCAAAGCUUACUUGAGUAUAUGGACAGAGUUGCAGGCUUACAUUAAGGAGUUCCAUACCACCGGACUAGCCUGGAGCAGAACGGGGCCUGUGGCAAAAGAACUGAGUGGCUUGCCAUCUGGACCCUCUGCUGGAUCUGGUCCUCCUCCUCCCCCGCCAGGCCCACCUCCACCCCCAGUCCCCACCAGUUCAGGUUCAGAUGACUCUGCUUCACGCUCAGCACUGUUUGCGCAGAUUAAUCAGGGGGAGAGCAUCACACAUGCCCUGAAACACGUAUCCGAUGACAUGAAGACUCACAAGAACCCUGCCUUGAAGGCUCAGAGUGGUCUGAUACGAAGUGGCCCCAAACCCUUCUCUGCAUCUAAACCAGAUCCCCCCAAACCAGUCACAAAGAAGGAGCCAGCUCUACUUGAACUGGAGGGCAAGAAGUGGAGAGUGGAAAAUCAGGAGAAUGUUUCCAACCUGGUGAUAGAGGAUACAGAGCUGAAACAGGUGGCUUACAUAUUCAAGUGUGUGAACUCGACAUUGCAAAUCAAGGGCAAAAUUAACUCCAUUACAGUAGAUAACUGUAAGAAACUUGGUCUGGUGUUUGAUGACGUGGUAGGCAUUGUGGAGAUAAUCAAUAGUAAGGAUGUCAAAGUUCAGGUAAUGGGUAAAGUGCCAACCAUUUCCAUCAACAAAACAGAUGGCUGCCACGUUUACCUGAGCAAGAACUCCCUGGACUGUGAGAUAGUCAGUGCCAAAUCUUCUGAGAUGAAUGUCCUCAUUCCUACAGAAGGCGGUGACUUCAAUGAGUUCCCAGUCCCUGAGCAGUUCAAGACCCUAUGGAAUGGGCAGAAGUUGGUCACCACAGUGACAGAAAUUGCUGGAUAAGCGAAGUGCCACUGGGUUCCUUGCCUCUCCCUCACACCAUGGGAUAAAUCUGUAUCAAGAUGGUUCUUUUUUAGAUUUCCUCUACCUUUCUGCUCUUAAACUGCUUCUCUGCUUUGAGAAGCACAGCUACCUGCCUUCACUGAAAUAUACCUCAGGCUGAGAUUUGGGGUGGAAUAGCAGGUCAGUUGAUCUUCCGCAGGAAGGUGCAGCUCUUUCAUAUCAGCUCAACCACACCGCCAGUCCAUUCUUAAGCAACUGCAGACCAGGACAGGUGUGUUUUAGCUUUCAGCCUUUGGGGUUAUUUGACCAACAAAUAGUCUUUUGGGAAGACUAUAGCAGUCCCAGGAAUUAACAGGUCAGAAUGUUCACACAAGUUAACCUUUUUCUAACAAUGAGUGUGAAGGUAACAGCAGCUGAUCCUAGUUAGUUCUUCUAACUUAAACUAAUUUUCACUAUUGACAAGUGAGGCAAGGGUUGCACGGGACCAAAGGCUGAAGCUUGGCCAUCUAGCAUUCCUAGCAAAAUGAUUUCCUACAAGCAUUCCUUUUCUUCUGCAUUCCAUCCCGCACCUGCCCAAACCUGACCGUAGGUUGUCCUGUGUUAGCUGCUGUGGUGGUGCCCUGCACCCAGGCCAGCUAAAGGAGUCUUGGACCCUCUCUCUCGGGCCCCUGCCCAGCACCUUCCUACAGAGAUGACUUAAAAAGAGAGAAAAUAAAGGAAGACCGCACCAUUCCCAGAAAUGUGGCUUCCCUUUCCCCUUCCAUUCUAGGUGCCCGUCAUCCACCUUCACUGCUUCGUGGCAGUCAUGCUCACAACUUUGGGCUUCUGUCUGGGCACCUGAACAAAGGACUAAAAUCUCCACUGCAGGCUGUUUUUAGGUCUUGUGUAAAAAUCUUGCACAGCCUUGCUAAUGCAACUUUCAGUUUUUCCUCUAGGACAAACACUUUACCAAAAUAUGCAACUUUUUUUGGUGGGAAGAGAGAUUGUCCUGUGAUUUCUACCCAUUUCCUGAGGCCUGUGGAAAUAAACCUUUAUGUACUUAAAGUUAUACAGAAAAUAGAAUAAAAUUAAUACCAAACUCA